Penicillium canariense is the source of this 2214-nucleotide messenger RNA. RefSeq lists its product as uncharacterized. Gene Ontology annotation, molecular function: DNA binding; zinc ion binding; DNA-binding transcription factor activity, RNA polymerase II-specific. NCBI's taxonomy places the organism in Eukaryota, Fungi, Ascomycota, Eurotiomycetes, Eurotiales, Aspergillaceae. Gene Ontology annotation, biological process: DNA-templated transcription; regulation of DNA-templated transcription. The transcript has a single exon. The record is from RefSeq and is a predicted model, not a curated record. Gene Ontology annotation, cellular component: nucleus. Bases 1 to 2214 code for a protein of 737 amino acids.
AUGCCGACGGAGACAGAAGACCUUCCCCCUCAAAAGCGAUCACGAUCACGAAUCAUACAAGCCUGCAUUCCUUGCCACCGCUCGAAGAGGAAGUGCAACCGAAAGAAGCCUUGUUCGCAAUGCCUUAAACGCCAGACUACCAAAGAUUGCACGUAUGAAGCACUGGCAGCAGAGGAUUUGGAAAUCCUGGAGGGCGGGACCACCUCGGUAGAUGCGGAGAACAGGAUUCUGCGAUCACGAAUUACGCAGCUCGAAGCCGUGAUAACCCAGCUGCGAGACCGGAACACUGAUCCUGUCGAUUCACGGAAGAGGCGAAGGACACCGGAAAAGGCUCACGACCAGGACGGGGUAUAUUAUGGUCGUUCAUUCUACCUCGGAGGGCCCGCGGCCCCCGAUCUCCUGCAUCGGAUGAUGGCUUUGCUUCCCAAUCAACCAUCAGAUCUCUUCUUUGCGUUUGUGGGAGGCACAGACAGCAGCAUCCCAGGCAGGAAUGAGGGUGGGAGUAUUUUACCGAUAGGAAACCUGAUGGAUUGUGGCGUUGACGACCUCUGCGCUUGCCUUCGAAACAUCUCUCCCGAGAGCCUCGACGCGAUAUUAGAUAGCUUCGUCGACAUCGUCGAUCCUCUUCAUCACUACCUUCCGAUGCCUUGGGUUCUACAGAGGUAUGAACGAUGCAUGAACAUAGCCGUCACGCCGGAGCCACAAGAAGCCGCGCUUGUAUUCGCCGUGCUUGGUCUGGGGAAUCUCGUGGCUGCCAACCCGACGUCUUUCAAUUUUAUUUCCGCGUCCUUUCAACUUCUGCGGUUGUCCAACUUUCUGACUUCACCAUCCAUUGAUUCCAUCGCAACCUUCUGCUUCAUCGCGGUGUACCUGCAGCAUGAAGGAAAACUGAACGAAUAUUGGCCAUUACUAGGGAUGGUGAUCCGUUUGGCCCAGUCGAUGGGGCUCCACCGCGACCCAAGUCUGAUUUCCAGCCUCGAUCCAGCGGAGGGUGAAAUUCGCCGCAGACUUUUCCAUGCCAUUGUUGGACAGGAGACUGCAUUGAGCGUCAUGUUCGGACGUCCCAACGGCCUAGGUUUCUUUGACUGCGCGUUGCCGCGCGAUAUCAGUGACGCCGAAUUGUUUGGUGUAAAGGGUCCGGCAACUGUUCACCCUCACGAGAUCUCUUACAACCGAUAUGCUUGGGAACUGAUGGAAAUUACCCGUGACCUGGUUACAAGCUCAUUGACAACACCUAAGUCGUCGACACUGGCUAGGGAGAAAUCGAUCUCACAACAACUCCGACAGUGGCACCAGAGGCUACCAGCCUCGCUCAGUUUCCAGCUACCAGGGUUAGCCCUCCAGGAUUUUAACGACCAGGAAGAACAGGUGCAUUACGUUCAGGCCCUCAUCUUACAUAUUAUUGUCAACCACAACGUGCUGGUACUUUAUCGACGUCCACUUCUAUCUGAUUCGCAUCCCGAGGCCGCAGAACCGUGCAUAGAGGCAGCAAUAGCCGUUGCCGAAGGAUGGAAAAUCUUACAAGACUCGUUCCCUAAGAUCGCACGCAUCGCAUGGAUGCAAUGGUUUCGAGCGUUCCAUGCAGCAUUGAUAUGUCUGGUUGCAUUAAGAGCACGAGAAACCAAGUCCCAUCUGAAAGUACGAGCGUUCAACUCUUGGAAAUCGUGUAUCCGAAUCUUCUCCAGGAUCCAAGAUCAGAACGAUAGCAUUCAAUGCUGCUGGCGAGCUUUAAGCCGCCUGGAUGAUGUUGCCAAGAGGACCGUCAACAUCCGGCGCCGGUUGCCCGCCCAAGGUCUGCUGAGAAGGGAUAUUCAAGACACCUCCUCAGUAUUGCGGAUUGGUCCAUCGGCAAACCAGGAGUUCAGCUCGGACGAGAACUCCAACAGCCCACCAGCGCCCAGCGCCGGUCCAGAGACAGACGCCGCAGACCGAUUUUUCCCGGAGGCCAACGGACAGUCAUCCCUAACCCAGGCGAUGUCAACCAGUUCGCAGGAGACUUAUCACAUCGAUGGGUUUGACCCUGAAUACAACGACCUACUACUAGGUUGUGGCCAGGAUUUUGAUUCCUAUAUGACCCAGGUCACCGUCCCUGGUGAGGCUUUGGGCAUGCAAACCCUCGCCGACUCUGCGCAGUACAACAUAUUUGAUCUUGAUGUAGCGAAUUGGCCGUUCUGGCUUACGGCUGACCAAACCGCUAUGGGCCAGGCGGAGUGA